Papilio machaon (common yellow swallowtail) is the source of this 642-nucleotide messenger RNA. Its product is annotated as gustatory receptor 5a for trehalose-like. Bases 1 to 642 code for a protein of 213 amino acids. Gene Ontology annotation, biological process: detection of chemical stimulus involved in sensory perception of taste; sensory perception of chemical stimulus. Gene Ontology annotation, cellular component: membrane. Gene Ontology annotation, molecular function: taste receptor activity. The record is from RefSeq and is a predicted model, not a curated record. The transcript has 6 exons. NCBI's taxonomy places the organism in Eukaryota, Metazoa, Arthropoda, Insecta, Lepidoptera, Papilionidae.
AUGCCUUUUAUUUUUAAUAUAACCAAUUACAGCCUAUGGAAAGCUGUACCAUUUGUGGUAGUAAAUGUACAAGCAACAUUUUUAUGGAACAUUACUGAUGUAAUGAUAAUGUGCAUAAGUAUUUAUUUGACAGCAUAUUUACAAGAUUUGAAUAAAAUUAUAUAUGACAAUGAAAAAUCGAAAUCAGUUCGUUGGGAAGAAAUAAGAUUGCUCUACUCACAUCUCGUCUCUUUGGUCAAAGAAGUUGAUUCAAGAUUCUGCUAUCUGGUGCUGCUGUCAUUUUUCAUAAACCUGUUCUUCAUCUCGCUGCAGUUAUUCAAUAGUUUGACUGUAUUGCAUUUGACAUACUAUAUUUACUCGUUUACGUUUCUGAUGACGAGAGCUAGUGUGAUGUGUUUACUCGCGGCGAACGUAUACAGGGCCGCACAGGAGCCGCUGUUUGUUAUUGAACAUGUUCCCGCAUCUGAGUAUACGCUCGAGAUUCAAAGAUUCAUUCGUCAGAUUCGUUAUACAACGACCGCGCUGAGUGGUGUCUACUUUUAUGUCACGAGAAGUACUUUGCUGAAGGUAGUUGGAACUCUUUUAACGUAUGAAUUAGUUUUGUUGCAAUUUAAUAUAAAUAUAUACAAAGGCUCAACAUAA